UCUUUGACUGCAACAAGAUGCCUUAGUUAUCAAAGUUACAACAGAGAUUAAAGAAACAUAAAUAACUUGGUUAAACCGAAGGGCCUAAAAAAACUGUUUAUCAUGGAAGAAUGCAGCAAAAGAGUGUCACCCUUUGUGUUGAUCUGCUCUCUCAUAAUCCACACAACAAUUGCCGCAAACGACACCAUUAAGCUUUCCGAGAGCAUUAGAGAUGGCGAAACAGUGGUGUCAUCAGGUGGGAUGUUCGAACUCGGAUUCUUCUCUCCCCAAAACUCGAGCAAUCGUUACGUGGGCAUCUGGUACAAGACCAUACCUGUUCAGACAGUGGUUUGGGUUGCCAAUAGAGAAGCUCCACUCACAAAUAAAACCGGCGUCUUAACAGUGACGGAGCCCGGAAUUCUGUCGCUUCUCAGCGACGCCAACGGCCUCAUAUGGUCCACCAACAGAUCACGAAGCGUGCAGAAUCCAAUUGCACGGCUGCUGGAUUCAGGGAAUCUUGUGGUGAAGGAUGCAGACGAUGAUGAUUACCUAUGGCAGAGCUUCGACUAUCCAUGCGACACGUUUCUCCCCGGCAUGAGCUUAGGAUGGAACUACACGAGCGGGGUGGAGAGCUACAUCUCUUCGUGGCGGAGCGAGAGCGACCCUGCCCCGGGGAGGUACACAGCCCACCUGGAUCCCACUGGAUACCCGCAGAUGCUGAUCAAGGAAGGCGAUGCUAUCAAAAACAGGAUGGGGCCGUGGAAUGGUGUUAGAUUGAGUGGUGCACCAGAUAUAAGCAAUGAUCCAAUGUAUAUUCUGUCGUUGGUGAGGACUAAUGAUGUGGUCAAGUACAAGGAAGACACUCGCGAUCAAUCAGCGAUUUCCAGGUCUGUUGUCACAAUCGAUGGUGACUCAGGCCGCUGGAUUUGGAACAGUCAGGAGCAGAUCUGGACUGUUUACAGAAGAACCGUCACGGAUCCUUGCGAUGCUUACAAUUCUUGCGGUCCCAAUGGGUAUUGCGAUGGGAACUCGCCCUUCUGUCGCUGCCUCGACAGAUUUGAGCCUCGAGAUAAACAGAGUUGGGACAGAGAAGAGUGGUUGGGUGGGUGUGUUAGAAGGGUGGAUUUGAACUGUUCUGAUGAUGUGUUUUUGAAUUAUUCCGGGAUCAAAUUGCCAGAUUCUACAAACUCUACAAUCAGAGAUGACAACAUUACACUCCAAGAAUGUGAAGCGCAAUGCAAGAGGAGCUGCUCUUGCACGGCAUAUACACGGUUGGAUAUAAAAGAGGAAGGGAGAGGAUGCUUGUUUUACCAUGGGGAAUUGGUAGAUAUCAGAAUUUUACUUACAGGAGGCCAGGAUCUUUACAUCAGAUUGGCUUCUUCAGAAUAUGCUGUGUUUACAGGACAAGUUUCAGACCAAAAUGGGAAGAAGAGAGCCAUAAUCAUAGCGAGUUUGGCAUCAGUAACAGGAGUGAUUCUUGUGUGCUUAAGCAUCUUUUGGAUUAUAACACGAAAGAGGAACAAGGAGGCGAUUGUGACACAAGAAGCUGCAGGGCAAUCUGGUGCAGAUCAUGUUAAAGAAGGAGAGCUGCCAUUCUUCAGCUUCUCCACAAUCUUGAAAGCUACUGAUCAUUUUCCUUCAAAGAACAAGCUCGGUGAAGGUGGAUUCGGACCUGUUUACAAGGGCAAGCUAGAAGACGGACAGGAAAUAGCAGUAAAACGUCUCGCAAAAACCUCAUCACAAGGAGUUGAUGAGCUGAAGAAUGAAGUAAUGUUGAUAGCCAAACUUCAGCAUCGCAAUCUGGUGAGGACGUUAGGGUUCUGCGCUGAAGGAGAGGAGAACAUGUUGAUCUAUGAAUACAUGCCUAAUCAUAGCCUCGACUUGAUUUUAUUUGAUCAAACAAAGAGUAUGUCACUUGACUGGCGGAAACGGUUCCACAUUAUCAACGGAAUUGCAAAGGGGCUGUUGUAUCUUCAUCAAGAUUCGAGAUUAAGAAUCAUCCAUCGCGACCUCAAAGCUAGCAACAUUCUGCUCGAUGCAGACAUGAAUCCGAAGAUAUCAGACUUUGGACUAGCUAGGAGUUUCGGAGGGAACGAGACAGAAGCUCAGACACGCAGAGUUGUGGGAACAUAUGGAUACAUGGCUCCAGAAUACGCGACAGACGGGCUCUUCUCAGUGAAAUCCGACGUGUUCAGCUUCGGCGUGCUCAUGCUAGAAAUAGUGAGCGGAAAGAAGAACAGAGGAUUCUUCGUCAAAGAUGAUAAUCUCAACCUUCUUGGAAACGCGUGGAGGCAUUAUAGGCAAGGGGAGUCGAUCAAACUAGUGGAUCCGGCUCUAGGAGAGGCGUUCGAGGCGGCGCAAGUGGUGCGGUCGAUUAAUGUGGGGUUACUGUGCGUGCAAAAUUGUGUUGAAGAUAGGCCAAACAUGUCUGCAGUGAUAUUUAUGCUGGGAAAUGAAGUUGCAUUGCCUCAGGCUAAGCAGCCUGGAUUCUUUACUGAGAAAGAUGUUUUUGCAGACCGCAGCUUUAGUAGCUCAAAUGCAGCAAAUUCACAGAAUCAAAUAACAAUUACAAUGCCAGAGGGACUAAAUAAACAUAAGUUGGUUAAACCGAAAGGCCUAACAACUGUUAUCAUGGAAGAAUGCAGAAAAACAUUAUCAUCCUUUGUGUUGAUCUGCUCCCUCUUAAUCCGCACAAUAAGUGGCGCAAACGACACCAUUAACCUUUCCGAAAGCAUUAGAGAUGACGAAACACUGGUUUCAUCAGGUGGGAUGUUCGCGCUCGGAUUCUUCAGCCCAGGAACCUCUACGAACAGGUACUUGGGCAUAUGGUACAACCAAAUACCAAAUCAGACAGUGGUUUGGGUUGCCAACAGAGAAGCUCCACUCACAAAUAAAACCGGCGUCUUAACAGUGACGGAGCCUGGAAUUUUGUCGCUUCUCAACGAAACCAACAGCUCAAUAUGGUCCACCAACAGAUCACGAAGCGUGCAGAAUCCAACCGCACAGUUGCUGGAUUCAGGGAAUCUUGUGGUGAAGGAUGCAGACAAUGAUGAUUACCUAUGGCAGAGCUUUGACUAUCCAUGCGACACGUUUCUCACCGGCAUGAGCUUAGGAUGGAACUACACGAGCGGGGUGGAGAGCUACAUCUCUUCAUGGAGGAGUGACAGCGACCCUGCCCCGGGGAGGUACUCAGCCCACCUCGAUCCCACUGGAUACCCGCAGUUGCUGGUCAAGGAAGGUGAUACUAUCAAAAACAGGCUGGGGCCAUGGAAUGGGGUUUCGUUGAGUGGAGCGCCAGAUUUAAUCAGUAAUUCUGUGUAUAAUAUAUCGAUAGAGAUGAGUAAUGAUGUGGUGAAGUACAGGGUAGCCACUCUUGAUCCAUCAGUUAUUUGGAGGACUGUUGUGACAAGCGAUGGCAUUUCAAGCCGCAGGAUUUGGAGCACUCAAGCCCACGUCUGGACUGCUUACACAAGAACAAUUACAGAUUCUUGCGAUAUUUACAAUUCUUGCGGUCCCAAUGGGUAUUGCGACGGGAACUCAGUAUCGUGUCGAUGCCUAGAUAGGUUUGAGCCUAGAAAUAAACAGAGUUGGGACAGAGCAGAGUGGUGGGGUGGGUGUGUUAGAAGGGCGGAUUUGAACUGUUCCGACGAUGUGUUUUUGAGUUAUUCAAAGAUUAAAUUGCCAGAUGCAAGAAACUCUACAAUCAGAGAUGAGAACAUUUUGCUCCAAGAGUGUGAAGCAGAAUGCAAGAGGAACUGUUCUUGCACGGCCUAUACGCGGUUGGAUAUUAGAGGAGAGGGGAGAGGCUGCUUGUUUUACUAUGGGGAAUUGAUUGAUAUCAGAACUUUGAUUACAGGAUGGCAGAAUCUUUACAUCAGAUUGGCUUCUUCAGAAUCUGCUGCAGGGGAAGUUUCAGACAAUAAUGGGAGGAAGAGAGCAAUAAUCAUAUCGAGUUUGACAUCCAUAAUGGGAUUGAUUCUUGUGUGCUUAAGCCUCUAUCUGAUUAUAAAGCGAAAGAGAAAGGAGGCGAUUGCGACACACGAAGCUGUAGAGCCAUUUAGUGAAAAUCGUGUUAAAGAAGCAGAACUGCCAAUCUUCAGCUUCUCAACAAUCUUGAAAGCUACCGAACAUUUUCCUUCAAAGAACAAGCUCGGUGAAGGUGGAUGUGGACCUGUUUACAGGGGCAAGCUGGAAGACGGACAGGAAAUAGCAGUAAAACGUCUCUCAAAAACCUCAACACAAGGAGUUGAUGAGCUCAAGAAUGAAGUAAUGUUGAUAGCCAAACUUCAGCAUCGCAAUCUCGUGAGGACGUUAGGGUUCUGUGCUGAAGGAGAGGAGAGCAUGUUGAUCUAUGAAUACAUGCCUAAUCAUAGCCUCGACUUGAUUUUAUUUGAUCAAACAAAGAGAAUGUCACUAGACUGGCGGAAACGGUUCCACAUUAUCAACGGAAUCGCAAAGGGGCUGUUGUAUCUUCAUCAAGAUUCGAGAUUAAGAAUCAUCCACCGCGACCUCAAAGCUAGCAACAUACUGCUUGACGCAGACAUGAAUCCAAAGAUAUCAGACUUUGGAUUAGCGAGGAGUUUUGGAGGGAAUGAAACUGAAGCUCGAACGCGCAGAGUUGUGGGAACAUAUGGAUACAUGGCUCCAGAAUACGCGGCAGAUGGGCUGUUCUCAAUCAAAUCCGACGUGUUCAGCUUCGGUGUGCUGGUGCUAGAAAUUGUGAGCGGGAAGAGGAACAGAGGAUUCUUCGUCAAAGAUGAUAAUCUCAACCUUCUUGGACACGCGUGGAGGCAUUAUAAACAAGGCGACUCCAUCAAACUAGUGGAUCCAGCUCUAGGCGAGGCGUUUGAUGCGGCGCAGGUGGUGCGGUCGAUUAAUGUGGGGCUGUUGUGCGUGCAGAAUUAUGUUGAAGAUAGGCCAAACAUGUCUGCGGUGGUAUUUAUGCUGGGAAAUGAAGUUGCAUUACCUCAGGCUAAGCAGCCUGGUUUCAUGGCAGAGAGAGAUCUUUUAGCUUACCGUAGAUAUAGUAGCUCGAAUGCAACAAAUUCACAGAAUCAGAUUACAAUUACAAUGGCAGAGGGUAGGUAGAUUGGAACAGUCGCAAAAAUAUCCUUGUGAAUUUUCUAUAGAAAUAUAUUUCUC
Salvia miltiorrhiza (redroot sage) is the source of this 5121-nucleotide messenger RNA. RefSeq lists its product as uncharacterized. Gene Ontology annotation, biological process: protein phosphorylation; recognition of pollen. NCBI's taxonomy places the organism in Eukaryota, Viridiplantae, Streptophyta, Magnoliopsida, Lamiales, Lamiaceae. The transcript has 13 exons. Bases 103 to 5067 code for a protein of 1654 amino acids. Gene Ontology annotation, molecular function: protein serine/threonine kinase activity; ATP binding. The record is from RefSeq and is a predicted model, not a curated record.